This is a messenger RNA of Delphinapterus leucas (beluga whale), 2037 nucleotides long. RefSeq names its product C1D nuclear receptor corepressor (gene C1D). Gene Ontology annotation, molecular function: RNA binding; DNA binding. Gene Ontology annotation, cellular component: nucleolus; exosome (RNase complex). The record is from RefSeq and is a predicted model, not a curated record. NCBI's taxonomy places the organism in Eukaryota, Metazoa, Chordata, Mammalia, Artiodactyla, Monodontidae. Gene Ontology annotation, biological process: regulation of gene expression; maturation of 5.8S rRNA.
AUUAAUAUAGUUUAAACCCAGAGCUCACCUAGAGAGUAAAUUAGAGAAGAGAUUCAAGGACAGCCCUUGGGCACGUCAAGGUUAAGAGGCUUGAGGAUAUGAAAAGGAUGCAGCAAAGAAGACCAAGAAAGCAACCUGUGAGUUGAACAUAAUGGCAGGCGAAGAAAUUAAUGAAGACUAUCCAGUAGAAAUUCAUGAAUAUUUAUCAACAUUUGAGAAUUCCAUUGGUGCUGUGGAUGAGAUGCUGAAGACCAUGAUGUCUGUUUCUAGAAAUGAGUUGUUGCAGAAGUUGGACCCACUUGAACAAGCAAAAGUGGAUUUAGUUUCUGCUUACACAUUGAAUUCAAUGUUUUGGGUUUAUUUGGCAACGCAGGGAGUUAAUCCUAAGGAACAUCCAGUAAAGCAGGAAUUGGAGAGAAUCAGAGUAUACAUGAACAGAGUCAAGGAAAUAACAGACAAGAAAAAGGCUGGCAAGCUAGACAGGGCUGCGGCUUCAAGAUUUGUAAAAAAUGCCCUAUGGGAACCAAAACCUAAAAAUGCAUCCAAAAUUGCCAAUAAAGGAAAAAGUAAAAGUUAACCUUUUGGUUUUGAUGUACACAUAUUCAAAAAGUACAUAAUUUUUAUUGUUUUCCACAAAAUAGAUGAUGAUUAUGUGCCAUUGUAAGGUUUAAAUUAUUCCAUAUUGAAUUCGUGUGUAAAAUUUGCAUUUUAAAUUUGUAAUGCUAAAUACUUUUCCCCCAGAAAGAUUAAGUUAUCCUUAUUGAUUUCCCUAUAGAACAUUAUGUGGUUUUUUUAACAUUGUGGUAUAUUUUAUAUUUAUAGUUUACUGUCUCUUGACAAGACUCUUAUUUCCUUAUAUAGGUCAAUUUUUCAAGUGCCAUUUUAUAAGCAACUAUGAAAUUUAAGUUAAAUGUUCUUUGCAAACAUUUGUCUAUUUUCGAUGAAUAAUGAUUUUAUGAAGUAUGCUGAAGUUUUAAAUACAUCUGUUUUCACUAUAUAAUAUUAGGAAAGAAAGAAAUGACUUAAAUGUCCAUUUUUUCUGUGAAGUUAUUUCAUUACGCUUUCAUGAUUUUGGGAAUUACUGCUUUUUGUGAUAUUUGAAGUAUGAAAUUAAGACUUUUAAGGUUAUUCUUUAAUUCUUGGUACUUUGCCACUGUGUCCCAUUUAAAGUAAAAUAUAUUCUCUUUAACUUUAGAUGGGAAAUGAGGUUGUAUAUUGAUGGCUGAAUUUUGGCAUAAUGGCUGUACCCUAUCAGUAAAGCUGUAAGUGUUGUGUAGCUGACCUGUUUUUUAUUUUUCUCUUUUGAGUAAAUUUUCUCUUGAAAUUAGGAAGGUAGUUUUUAGAAAUCCUUAGGAAUGGGGGAAUUCACGAGUUUUUGUUCCUUAUGCAUAGUGCCCACAGUUCUCUUGGCCUCAUGUUUUCAGAGUUUUUUAUUGUAUGUUUCUGAGGCUAUAGCAAUUACAUAGAAGUAUUUUGGAACAACUUUGUAUGUUAUUUAAUGCCACUUAAGCAGAGGAGAAAUCCAAAGGAGAUUACAUUGUGUUUAUAUUCUGAUUUAUUUUUCUGCAGUAUUUGCUACAGAGAAUUCUAAAUAUUAAACGAAUUUUUUUAUGUCUAAGCCCAUGAAUUUUAAUUAAUGCUUUCAGUCUUUGAAUUCACAUCAUUAUGUAUAGGAAUGCCAAGUACAGUAAAAUACUUUAAUUUUUGAAAAUGAAGUUGUUAAAAUUUUUUGUGUGACUAAUUCUCCAUAAGUAACCUUGAAUAAAUGGAUUUCUUGAUUUAUGGUAGCAGAUAUUGGAAAUGGUCUUAAAAUGUAAUGGAUUUUGUAACGCAUGUUGAACUCUUUCUAUGACACAUGAAGAGGUGGUCACUGAUAGAUGCACAAAGACUUCUGGCUCAGAUGUCAGACGAUUUUUGAAGUGGAAGAACACUUAUAGUUAGUUCACUCCUUUUUUCACCUUCGGCUCCUCAAAAUUCAAAUUUUUUUUUUUAAAGUAACUUCUUCAUGAGAGAAAUAAAUGUUAUUAAGAUCAAAUA